ACUCGUUUAGGCCACACUGUUUGGUGAUUUGAGUGGACAAGAGAUCAAAACAAUGGUUUCCACCACAGAACUACAAAAGACAAAGGGAACUUUCCUUCACAAGUUAACAGCAAGAGCGAUCAUCAGAGACUAUGAAGAUGGCAUUCUAGGCAACAGUGAGGCAGAACACGAGGGGAAGAAAGCAGAGCUGAAGUCCUACAUCACUGAGCUCAGUAAAGAGUUCUCCAUCUUGUCCCAGUUCACAAGUUUUGUCGCCAUUGAAGAGAGGGACCAGAAUGAGCUUGACACUGGAUUCACAGAUAUUCCUAAAAUCAUAUCAGAAGACAAUGUGGAUAUUUUGCCAUAUAUGGGCUGGACUGAAGAGAAGCUGAAGACUGUGCAUAUUAUUGUUGCUGAAGAUGGCAUACCGAUGGAAUCAGAGCGAUGCAGCAGUAGCUCCACAUCUGAAGAAAUUCUGGGUUCUGCUCAUGAAGCAGCUGAUUUUGAUGAUGAUGAUUCAGAGGAUGACUAUGAAUCUGUUAAUGAUUUUAUAGAACAAGCAUCAGCAGUUAGCCGUGCUCUUCCUCGCUCCAAAAGCCUCUGGCGUCCUUCACGUUUUGAAGGUAGCACUGACACUUUCAGAGGCUGUCUGAAAACUAAACCUGUUGUAACAUAUCCCCAUCACCUUUCCAUCGAGCAUGGUGCAUUAAUGGAUGCUCCCAGUCCCCUUUUUCUACAGGAGUUAGGAGAACCUCUCUGCAUGGAUAACAGACUUUCUCCUCCUCCUCCUUCUGGUGGUGCCUCCAUGAGUGUCAGACAUCCCCCUCCAGAUGCCUCCCAGGUUACAGCCUCGAUGCCUCCUCUCCUUGACCUUCCCUGUUACUUUGAGGCAGUGGAAUCUCUCUUAGAUUACAGCCUUGAUUUCCACACUCCCAUAGGUGCCUCAGUGGAUGCUCUUCGUCCGCAAUGUCGUCAUCUCCGUCAUGAGUUAAUGGAACCUCCCUCCAUGGUUCUCCCUCCCCCUGCCACCCAGCUUUCCUCUGCCACAGAGUUCGCCACCGAGCUUUAUACCUCAACUACUCCUGUCUGUGCAGAUCUUCCUCAUCCUCCUCGUCUUGCAUCUCAGCAAUUCAUGUCCAUGACUUCCAGCCCUGCUCCUCCUCCUACUCUUUUUGGCAGUGUGGGCGCAUCUUUUUCCAGGAGGCACAGGGCUGCUGCCCCCAUUGUCUUUGAUCAACCCGCAAUGUCUGCACCACCCUCUCUCCCUCGAUCUGGUGGCUUUGGUGGUUUCCUCCAACAAUCGAAUGAGUCUUUGGGUUUUGGUUCCUCAGACUCUGGACUCUUUGGAGCAUCUCUGCAGAAUCUAGCCACUCUGAGUUCUGCAUCUUCUACACACAGUGCCGCUUUCACCCCGGCUCCCCCUCUUCCUGCUCACUCUGUUCUCUUUGGUCAACCUACAGUUCCCAAGUAUGCUACUGGCAUGUCAAAUGCGGUUGCAUAUGGGAGCACUACUGGUGUUCUGCAAAAGACAACUGAGCCUGAACAGUAUCGUGGUUUCUCAGUUUCUAGCUUUGGAGCAUCUCAGCAACAACAAAAAUACCCUGUGUUUUCUGCAGCUGCUGGAGCCAAAGUCAUUCCUAAGCUUAGAGGGAAAAUGGCUCUGUCAUUUCGGGGAAAACAAAUAAGCAGACCUCACACAGUGGCCUGGAAUGAGCUGUUUGAACUUCAACAUGAGGAUGGAUACUGGGAGUGCACUGACAGGCUGAGCAGCUUCCUCAACCUGGACGUAGACUUUUUUGCCAAUGUCUUCCUUAAGGAGAAAGGCAUCCGUUCUUUUGGUGUGAAGGCUCAUGCUGACAUUCUGAGGCUGGUGGCGACUCUUCUGGUGCUGCAGCUGAUCCGGGUGAAGAAGCUGGCAGUGGGACAGCUGCUCGAGUCUCUCCUCCGGCUGAAAGAGUCCCAGGAGCCCAGACCGAUGUACUGGGAAGCAGUGAAGAGGGCCGUGGCCUGGGCCUGCCGGACAGACAGACAGUAUCCGUGUGUGUGCAGCAGGCUGGAGAUCGGCCGGGAUUGGGAAUCAUCUACACGUCAACUACUGGGCUGUGAUUCUCCACACCCAUAUUCCCCACUCAAACCUGUUCUGGAGAGACGUACGGGUGUAUCAGUCAUGUAGAAACUGGACAGACACUUCCCUCUUCAUUGACAGUUGCUGCUUCACUUGCUGUUUGCUUAAUAUUGCUUGCUUAAUAAAUGUCUUUAUGAGACUUUGAGCUUUAUAGUGCUCUCAAAAAUAUAUCUGGACUCCUGGACUUCAUAAGAUGCUUGAAUUUCAUUGCAUUUAAAAGAAAAUAUGAAAACGAGUGCCCUUUUUGCUAACCUUUUUUUUUUCAGAACUAGACAUUUGUUCAGUUACUUGUAAUCAAGUGUCGCUGUGAUUUUUAGUGGACGUAUGAAGUCAUUUCUCCUCAAGUUCACACAGAUGUCCUAGCAGAGCAACAAACAGCUGUAGAUGCAGUAUGUUGUUUUAUCAUUAAAAGCUUAAAUUCUAUUUGUGAAAUGUUUUACUGACAAGUGUGCAUGUGCUGUCUU
Sinocyclocheilus anshuiensis is the source of this 2568-nucleotide messenger RNA. RefSeq lists its product as uncharacterized. The record is from RefSeq and is a predicted model, not a curated record. Gene Ontology annotation, cellular component: cytoplasm. The transcript is spliced from 10 exons. Gene Ontology annotation, molecular function: NAD+ poly-ADP-ribosyltransferase activity. NCBI's taxonomy places the organism in Eukaryota, Metazoa, Chordata, Actinopteri, Cypriniformes, Cyprinidae. Bases 53 to 2152 code for a protein of 699 amino acids.